This is a messenger RNA of Wasmannia auropunctata (little fire ant), 279 nucleotides long. RefSeq lists its product as uncharacterized. The record is from RefSeq and is a predicted model, not a curated record. The transcript is spliced from 4 exons. Gene Ontology annotation, biological process: sensory perception of taste. Bases 1 to 279 code for a protein of 92 amino acids. Gene Ontology annotation, cellular component: membrane. Lineage: Eukaryota; Metazoa; Arthropoda; Insecta; Hymenoptera; Formicidae.
AUGAUAAAAUUCAUAUCAUUAAAUCACAUUUGUGAAAGCGUUAGCACUAAGGCACAGAAGACCAAGAAUAUUAUUUAUAAAUUGGCAAAUCUUAUUUAUUUUGACGAGGUACGCGAAGAGAUUUACCAGUUUGUUUUGCAAAUAUCCUUACGGCCCUUGAAGUUUAGCGGUUUGGGUCUAUUUUAUUAUGGCUAUGGAUUUAUUCGUAAGUUCUUCGUUUGGAUUCUCACCGCUCUUAUUUUUAUGGCGCAAUUGGAUUUUGCUCCUACAUGGAUCUAA